Formica exsecta is the source of this 1633-nucleotide messenger RNA. Its product is annotated as homeobox protein abdominal-A homolog. Gene Ontology annotation, molecular function: RNA polymerase II cis-regulatory region sequence-specific DNA binding; DNA-binding transcription factor activity, RNA polymerase II-specific. The transcript has 3 exons. The record is from RefSeq and is a predicted model, not a curated record. The coding region runs from base 401 to 1588 and encodes 395 amino acids. Lineage: Eukaryota; Metazoa; Arthropoda; Insecta; Hymenoptera; Formicidae. Gene Ontology annotation, biological process: anterior/posterior pattern specification; negative regulation of transcription by RNA polymerase II. Gene Ontology annotation, cellular component: nucleus.
UUUCCCAGUGACCGCGUGCAUCCCACCGCGUUCGGUAUUGUUGUUGUGAUAAUGUGCUGAGUUGCAUAAGUGGUACCGGUAAAAGUGGACGUUAAUUGUUGAUAGGGAAGGAGAUAGUGGACGGGCGCGGGGAGAGCAAUUAAAACUCGAGAUAUCUUCUUGGAACAGGCGACGAAAAAAGGUGUGCGCGGUUCCCUCGAGCGAGAAAGCGCGUUUUCUUUGAUUGUCGAUCGAGAGACCAGUGUAUGUAUUGUCAUCCGUGUGAUAUUACGGAUUAUGCAAUGAGGCAGCAGCCGAUGGACGUGUCGUCACGGUGUCGGUGUUGAGACACUCGUCCCGGUCGUCUUCCGUCCGGGCGUGUUCUCGGCAUCGGGUCCGCAUCGGCACCGACAGCGGCGAUAUGAGUACGAAAUUCAUAAUUGAUAGUAUGCUACCAGCUAAGUACCAACAAUUUCAUCCGCAACAGUUGUUCUCAAGCGCGAAUCCAGGUACCAUCCAGGCGUGUACGACGAGUCCGGCCACCGCGAGUCUAGAAUCGAGUCUAUCCGCGGCUGCAGUAGCGGCCGCGGCGGUCAAUUACGCGCAACAGCACAAUUCGCCGAGCCCGACGGGUUCGAGUCCCCAGCACUCGGGUAGCUCUGCUUCCACAUCACCGGCGGCGCGUACGACGUCCGGAAUGUAUCCAUACGUAUCCGCCGCGGCGGCCCAUCAUCAUCAUCAGCAGCAGCAAGCGGUGGCGGCCGCCGCCUUCGGCGCCACGUCCAGCAUGGUCCCCGGUUUCGGUUCCACGGCUGCGUCUAGCGCUGCCCUGGCCGCCGCCGCAGCCGUGGAUGCCGCGACUGCCGGCGACAAGUCCUGCCGUUACACGGCCAGUUUAACCGGGAACGUGGCCCCCGCGUCGGCCGAUCCUAUGGUUAACUAUACUUUGGGUCACCAUCAUCAAAACGGCGCUACACCCGGUAGCCUCGUUUCUUCCGCGUCCGCUUCCUCGGCCGUGUCCGCUGCCUCGGCCUCCAUGGCGGCGGCGGCACAAUUCUACCAUCAGGCGGCCGCCGCAUCGGCCGUCGUUGAUCCUUUGACGUCCUGUCAACAACCUACCACCGGUCAACCUGGGAUCUCUGACAUACCUCGGUACCCGUGGAUGUCGAUUACCGAUUGGAUGAGUCCAUUUGAUAGAGUUGUGUGCGGUCCUAAUGGCUGCCCGAGGCGCAGAGGUCGACAAACGUACACGCGGUUCCAAACACUGGAAUUAGAAAAAGAAUUUCACUUCAAUCACUAUCUGACGCGACGGCGACGAAUAGAGAUUGCACAUGCGCUCUGUCUAACGGAACGACAGAUCAAGAUCUGGUUCCAAAAUCGGCGAAUGAAGCUGAAAAAGGAGUUGAGAGCGGUUAAGGAGAUCAACGAGCAGGCCAGACGCGAGCGCGAGGAGCAAGACAUGAUGAAGAAACAGCAGGCGGAGAAACAGGCCAAGUUGCAGCAGGAGCAGCAGAGUGCCGCCCUUCAGCACCAGCAGCAGCAUCACGUAAGCGGCCUGGAAAAGACGCAAAGCGAUCUUCUGAAGGCAGUUAGUAAGGUACCCACAUAGGAUACCUUACUGAGCCGACUCUCUUUCUUUUAAGGAAGACACAAG